CCCAGUCAGUCCACCACCACCACCAGCAGCUGCUGCAAAGCGCCUCCGCCAGAGCCAGCCGAACGCACAAAAGCCCACGGCCGGGACGCGGGACCAAGCAACGCGGCAGCCUGUACUGCCGGCUGCUAGCUGCAGCCCCCCCUCCCAGUCCCAGUUGUUCCAGGCAGCACCCCCCGGCCCGGCGCUCGCGAAGUGCGGAGCCGCCCUCUUCGCCCGUGCUCUCUCUCUCUCUCUCUCUCUCUCCGCGCGCUCUCACCCGCCAGGGCGUGCGCGUCGCGUGCCGUACGUACGGACCCCGGCGCUCGUGCGCGGGCGACAUGUCCUCGGCGGCGGGCGGCGGGUACGGGGGCGGCGGCGGCGGUGAUCACCACCAGCACCUGCUGCUCGGGCAGGCAGCGGGGCAGCUCUACCACGUGCCGCAGCACAGCCGCCGCGAGAAGCUGCGGUUCCCGCCCGACCCGGCGGACUCGCCGGCGCCCGCCGCGUGGCCGCCGGCGCCCCCGCCCUUCUACUCCUACGCGUCCUCGUCCACGUCGUCCUACUCGCCGCACAGCCCGGCGCUGCCGCACGCGCAGAUGGUCGCCCACGUGCUGCCCGCUGCCGGCGCCGGGGCCCAGAUCCCGAGCCAGAACUUCGCGCUCUCGCUCUCCUCGGCGUCCUCGAACCCUCCUCCGCACGCGCCGCGGAGGCCGCACCUCGCCGCCGGCGUAGCCACGGGGCCGUACGGCCCCUUCACGGGCUACGCGGCCGUACUCGGCCGGUCCAGGUUCCUGGGCCCCGCGCAGAAGCUGCUCGAGGAGAUCUGCGACGUCGGAGGCCGCCCGGCGCAGCUGGACCGGCGCUCCGACGACGACGGCUCGCUCGACAUGGACGCGGCGGGGGACGCGGACCACGACAUGGAUGGCGGCGACCGCGCGGCCGCUGAGGCGGUCGUUGUCUCCGGCGCCGAGCAGCAGUGGAGGAAGACCAGGCUCAUCUCCAUCAUGGAAGACGUUUGCAGGCGGUACAAACAGUACUACCAGCAGCUACAAUCUGUCAUAUCCUCGUUUGAGACCGUCGCAGGGCUUAGCAAUGCGGCGCCCUUUGCUUCAAUGGCCCUACGGACAAUGUCAAAGCAUUUCAAAUGUCUGAAGGGCAUGAUUCUUAACCAGCUGCGCAACACUAGUAAGGUCGCCGCCCACGAUGGAAUUGGCAAGGAGGAUAUGGCAAACUUUGCACUGAUGGGAGGUGGCUCAGGCCUCCUAAGGGGAAACAGUGGGAAUGCGUUUAGUCAGCCGCACAACAUUUGGAGGCCUCAAAGGGGCCUUCCAGAGCGUGCUGUGUCCGUUCUUCGCUCAUGGCUGUUCGAACACUUCUUACAUCCGUAUCCAACCGACAGCGACAAGCAGAUGCUGGCUAAACAAACAGGCUUAACAAGGAACCAGGUGUCAAACUGGUUCAUCAAUGCGAGGGUGAGGCUCUGGAAGCCAAUGGUGGAAGAAAUCCACAACCUGGAGAUGCGGCAGCAGCAUAAGAACCCAUCGCACGACAAGAAUCAGCUCGGCAUGCAGCAAACCCAGCACUCGUCGGACAGCAGCGGGAAGCCCUCCGAUCCUUCAAGCUCUCAACGGGGGCAAAGCAGUGGCAUGAUGGCGAGGAACCUAAGCUCCCCGGCGUCCCGGCACAUCCAAGACGAGCUCUCCCAGAUGCCCCACGACAUGCCAGCAGGCCAGGUGAGCUUCGCGUACAAUGGGCUGGCCGCGCACCCCGGCCUCGCUCUGUCGCACCCACAGCAAGCUGAAGGCGUCGGCACCGACGUCGGCGGCGCUGCUGCCAACGGCGGUGUCUCCCUCACCCUCGGCCUUCACCACCAGAACAACCGGACCUACAUCGCCGAGCCGCUUCCGGCCGCUCUCCCGCUCAACCUCGCCCACCGCUUCGGGCUCGAGGACGUGAGCGAGGCCUACGUGAUGGGGUCGUUCGCCGGCCAAGACCGGCAUUUCACCAAGGAGAUCGGCGGCCACCAUUUGUUCCAUGACUUCGUUGGCUGAUCAGAGUCUUGGAAGGGUUGGUCAACAUGUAUUGUACUAGGGGGUAGGACAGUCGAAGAAACAAGGGGGCGGCGUUCGUGCCCUCUCCUCUCCUGGUGUAGAUCCGUGUCCAAUAAUUGCUGUCGAUAUUUGACAAUGUGGGGGUGGCUGGCUAUAGAGGGCAUGACCAUUAGACCAUACCUUUGAAGAUUGUGUGCUGUAUGUGCUGCAGUUGAACCCUAUUUGUUCUAAUCCCUGAUGAUCGAUUAAGCCGCGUACGUUAACAUGUACUGCCACUAUUCCUUUGACACGCAAUUAAUUGAAGUGAA
Panicum virgatum (switchgrass) is the source of this 2338-nucleotide messenger RNA. Its product is annotated as BEL1-like homeodomain protein 9. The coding region runs from base 318 to 2030 and encodes 570 amino acids. Lineage: Eukaryota; Viridiplantae; Streptophyta; Magnoliopsida; Poales; Poaceae. The record is from RefSeq and is a predicted model, not a curated record. Gene Ontology annotation, molecular function: DNA-binding transcription factor activity, RNA polymerase II-specific; RNA polymerase II cis-regulatory region sequence-specific DNA binding. The transcript has 4 exons. Gene Ontology annotation, biological process: regulation of transcription by RNA polymerase II.